CUCUGUCCAUUCACACUUUAAAGAACUGUCUGUGUGCUAAAGUCAAAAGUCUGUUAUAGUUUGGAUCAUUUUGUCAUUUGUUAUAGAUUUGGAGCUAAAAUAUGUGGGUCAGGAUGAAACUAGCAGGCUUAUUUCUGCUGCUGCUGGUGGUGCUUCAGACUUUAUCGGAGAGCCCCCCAGAGCAGUUGGAUCUUGGUCCACCAGUCGAACAGAACAGAACAGAAGUGAUGAAGGAGCUGAAUUCGACUGAGAGCGUCGCAGUAGCAAAAGACGAGGUCGUGGGCCCAAAGGAGUGUUUAGAACAGAGACAUACAAGAUUGUCCUGUGGUCUGGUGUUCUGUUAUCCCUGGGAGCGCUGUGUGAAUGGGCAGUGUUACUGUAAACCUCCGUAUCUCUGUCCCACUCAAAACGUUACAGCCGUUUGUGGACGAAAUUACCGUGGUUACAGAUCCUACUGCCAGGCAAUGGCUUCUGCUUGUCGAAACCGCCGUCCGAUUGUGUCUCAUUUUGCAGACACCUGUUCAUCGGAGCAUAAGAUCUACGACAGCAGUGAGGACCCGGACACAGGUGUGAUCCUUCUGGAGAUACCAAACCCCUUUAACCCUGAGACCACCGACAGGAAGCUGAUCUGUGGCUCGUCGUGGAACAAGGCCGCCGCAAAUGUGUACUGUAGAGAACGUCAACAUCCACUAGGUGCACAAGAGGUCGCCAAAAUCCAGUUUUCCGACUUGAAGAAGAAGCAUGGGCAGAGAUCUUACCCAGAGAGCUGUGUCCAUGUUGAGUGUGAGGGGUUUGAGAAUAACCUGGGAGAGUGUGGCCUCCUCACCCACAGCGGCAUGGACCACACAGUCGCAAAGGCAGACUGCUACAGCGGCCCCGUCAAAGACUGCAACUUUAAUUGUGUAAACUCCAAAUGCAUUUCCCGGCUGCAGGCGUGUGAUGGCAUCGAUGACUGUGGAGACCGAAGCGACGAGAUGUGCUGCAAAAAGUGCAGAGGAGAUGCGUUCAGGUGUAACUCUGGAGUGUGCAUCCCCAGAUCUGCAGUCGGGGACGGAGUGAGGGACUGUCUGGACGGAGGAGACGAGGUGAAAACACCAGCUCAAAAUGCAACUGACUUUGAGACAGAAGACCGAAAUAUCACCACCCCCAGAAAAGAGAUCAGGUUGAGCAGACAGAACAUGGAGUCUCAGGUGAAAUGUGGCGUUCCAAACAUGGACAUUGUGGAUGACGAGGUGGGGGUGGAGAGAGGAAGAGGCCGCGUAAAGAGGGUGGUUGGAGGUGUGCCUGCCAGACCAUACCAGAUCCAGUGGCAGGUGGCGCUUGUGGACUCUGGGAAGAAGAUUGACUGUGGAGGAGCGUACAUCGGAGGCUGCUGGGUCCUCACGGCCGCUCACUGUGUCAGGCCAAACCCCUCUGCGUUUAUGGUGAAGUUCUCUUUGUGGAAGAAGAACAGAGCUCAAAACACAACUGACAUCGUCCCAGUGCAAGACAUCCACAUCCACCCACUUUACAACGGUAAAACCUACGAGAACGACAUCGCUCUGGUGGAGUUGCAGAAGCUCCCGUUUAAAGAGAGGUGUUUCAGAGAGAACCCGGCGGUGCGCUCCGUGGUGUGUGUGCCCUGGACCCCUCACCUGUUCCAGCCCAACCACACCUGCAGCAUCUCAGGCUGGGGCCGCACCGCAGAGGGUAAAGCGGCUAGGGUCCUGCUAUGGGCGAAUGUCUCCCUGAUUCCUAAUUGUGAGCAGCAUUAUAAAGAUCGCUUCAAAGCAGGAAUGAUGUGUGCAGGGGAUUUGAAUGGCUCUGUGGACUCGUGCCAGGGGGACAGUGGGGGGCCCCUGGUGUGUGAAGAUGAGCUGGGCGUGUCCUACCUGUGGGGCAUUGUGAGCUGGGGAGACAAGUGUGGCGAGCCGGGCUUCCCUGGAGUCUACACACUGGUGGCUCAUUUCUACGAGUGGAUCCGAAUUCACACUGGAUGGCCGCUUGUCACACAAUAUAAUUCUUAGUCCUCAUGUUUACAUUUUUCCAACAUUGUACGACACCAAAUAAAAUAGAACUGGUUAAAAAAAAAGGUUUUACUUGUUUG
Molecule: messenger RNA, 2086 nt
Organism: Boleophthalmus pectinirostris (great blue-spotted mudskipper)
Lineage: Eukaryota; Metazoa; Chordata; Actinopteri; Gobiiformes; Gobiidae
Product: complement factor I-like
Biological process (GO): proteolysis
Cellular component (GO): membrane
Molecular function (GO): serine-type endopeptidase activity; protein binding
Source: RefSeq, a predicted model, not a curated record